This is a messenger RNA of Lampris incognitus (smalleye Pacific opah), 837 nucleotides long. RefSeq names its product homeobox protein MSH-C-like. Gene Ontology annotation, molecular function: DNA-binding transcription factor activity, RNA polymerase II-specific; RNA polymerase II transcription regulatory region sequence-specific DNA binding. The transcript is spliced from 2 exons. NCBI's taxonomy places the organism in Eukaryota, Metazoa, Chordata, Actinopteri, Lampriformes, Lampridae. The record is from RefSeq and is a predicted model, not a curated record. Gene Ontology annotation, biological process: embryonic morphogenesis; regulation of transcription by RNA polymerase II. The coding region runs from base 1 to 837 and encodes 278 amino acids. Gene Ontology annotation, cellular component: nucleus.
AUGGCCCCAUCCCCUUGCAUAAGGAUGAAUUCUGUACAGGGCUCGCCUCCCCACGACUCCAAACCAGUACACCAAAAGGAGGAGACGGAUACCGACGGCGAGGAUCUUCAACUGAAAGACAUGACAACCGACAAAGGAUACAAAACCCAGCGGAGCAGCCUUCCGUUUAGUGUCGAAUCGCUGAUUUCGAAGAAGCCCACCUGUCGGACUCCUUAUUGCCCCUCCGAUUUGGGUUUGGCUCUUCCGAAACCCGCGGCGGCGCAGAACUCGCAAUAUUCCCCAAGGACGUUUUACGCGGAGAGGAAAGUUUCCGCGGACGGCUCCCACGCCGUGUCUAGCAGCCACGGCGAGGACAGUCCGCAGUUUUGCGAGAAGGAUCAGAGCACUUGGUUCCAGACGUCCUCCUUUUCGACUCCUCCACGAACUUCGAGCCCACCUCCGUGUACUUUAAGGAAACACAAGAAUAACAGAAAACCUCGAACGCCCUUCACUACCUCCCAGCUGCUGGCGCUGGAGCGCAAGUUCCGUCAGAAGCAGUAUCUUUCCAUCGCCGAGAGAGCCGAGUUCUCCAACUCCCUCAGCCUGACGGAGACGCAAGUCAAAAUAUGGUUUCAGAACAGGAGGGCGAAGGCCAAGAGACUCCAGGAGGCCGAGCUGGAGAAGUUCAAGCUGGCGUCCAAGCCCGUCCUGCCGGCCUUCGCCCUGCCGUUCCCCCUCGGAGCGCACAUGGGCUCCCCGUCCGUGUACGGAGCGUCCCACGGCUUCUCCAGGCCCGCGCUGCCGGUCCCGGGACUCUUCACUGGACCCGUCACCUAUGGAAUGUACUACCUGUCCUAG